AUGGCUCCCUCGGACGAUAUUAUGACAGAUGUACCAGGCACCGUGUACCUGGUAGAUACCCCCAGAAACCUCAGCGAUGCAGCCCGUUCUGGACACGAUAUCCUCCUAGUUCCUCAGCCUACGCCCUCGCAAGCUGAUCCACUGAACUGGCCCAAACACAAAAAAUACUGGUCCCUUUUCCUAAUUUCCGCAUACGCCUGCAUAAUGUCUUUUGGCGAGAACAACUGGGGCGCAGCCUGGACAACCAUCUCCGAAGAAACCGGCGUCACACUGAAUAACAUGAACGGCGGCUCGGCACUGAACUACCUCCUCCUGGGCUUCGUGAACAUCAUCUGGAUCCCGUCGGCCAUGAAGUUCGGACGGAAGAUUGUUUAUAUCUUGAGUUUGGUGUUCAUUCUGGCUGGGGGAGUUUGGGGUGGGUUUUUUGAGGGCACGGCGCAGUAUUAUCUUAUGAUGGUUGUUACGGGGAUUGGGACGGCGGCAUAUCAGGCGCUGAUUCAGUUGACGAUAUUUGAUAUGUUCUUCUCGCAUGAGCGUGGUCGGAUGUUGGCAGUCUAUAUCUUCUUUCAGCAGUUAGGGUCUAUUCUGGGGUUGAUUCUGGGGGGAUAUAUUGCGGAUGGGAUUGGGUGGAGAUGGAGUCAGCCGAUUGUUGCGAUUGCUGCUGCCAUCUUGAUCCUCCUAUUCACCUUCGCCUUCGAUGACACCAUAUUCCCACGCUAUCGAUUCAGGAACCAAACAUCCACAGAACCACCCAAACUCGACGAAACAGCCCAGCCUUCACCAACCAAUGAUGAAAAAGACCACAAGUCAGACCCUAACCUGGCUAUAACUAUCAGCCAUAGCGCCGGCGAAAUCUCCAUGCCACCCCGAACAUACACCCAGAAACUCGCACCCGUGCACUACUACAAAGACGACAAGACAACCUGGUUCCAGUACUUCCGGCGCCCAUUCUACCUCUUCCUAUUCCCGAAUAUCGUCCUCGCGGGUAUCCAGUUCGCAUUCGGCUGCACGGCUGGCAUUGUCUCCUUCAACACCAUCUCGGAAAUUAUGACAGAACCACCCUAUAACUGGAGCGCCGGCUCAGCAGGACUAUUAUUCCUCGCUGCCCUUGUUGGGAAUUUCAUCGGAAUGGCCAUAGGCACCCUCUCCGAUACCCUAGUCCUAACUCUAACCCGCCGCAACAACGGCUACAAAGAGCCCGAAAUGCGCCUCUACACAUACAUAUUCUCUCUUCUCCUCGCGGCCGUCGGAUACUUUACGUACGGCUGGGCUGCGACGGCGGGGAGCCAUUGGAUGGCUGUUGCUGUGGGGUUGUGCUGUAUGAUUGCCCAGCAGGUUUCGGCGACUAGUAUUGCGACGGCGUAUGCGAUGGAGUGUUUUGAUCAGAUAUCUGGUGAAUUGGUGAUUGUGCUUGCGGUCUGCUCGUCUGUUAUCAACUUUGCGAUAUCGUUCUCUGUGCAGAAUUUCAUCGAUGCGACGAGUUAUGGGUGGACGUUUACGUUUUAUGGGAUUUGGGUGGUUUUAUCGAUGGUUAUGGGGGCGCCGAUGAUUGUUUGGGGGAAGAGUUGGAGGAGGAGGUGUAAGGGGAGGUAUGAGACGUUUUUGGCGGAGACGAUGUAGUUUUUCUUUUGCUAUGCUAUGUUUUGUUAUGUUUGAUGUUUUGGUUGGGUAUAUGUCUGUGGUCAUAUUGGUAUGAGACGAGACCCUACUGGACUGGAUGUUGAAGAAUGAGAAUGAAAUUACGCCUGCUAUGC
This is a messenger RNA of Aspergillus glaucus CBS 516.65, 1754 nucleotides long. Its product is annotated as putative MFS transporter. The transcript is spliced from 7 exons. The record is from RefSeq and is a predicted model, not a curated record. NCBI's taxonomy places the organism in Eukaryota, Fungi, Ascomycota, Eurotiomycetes, Eurotiales, Aspergillaceae. Gene Ontology annotation, molecular function: transmembrane transporter activity. Gene Ontology annotation, biological process: transmembrane transport. The coding region runs from base 1 to 1620 and encodes 539 amino acids.